AUGUGCUACUACGGCAGCUACUAUGGAGGUCUGGGCUAUGGCUAUGGCUCUGGUUAUGGCUGUGGAUGUGGCUGCUUCCGUGGCCUCGGCUAUGGAGGUUAUGGCUGUGGAGGCUGUGGCUAUGGAGGGCUGAGGUAUGGAGGCUAUGGCUGUGGCUGUGGAGGUUGUGGCUAUGGAGGCUAUGGCUAUGGCUGCUGCCGUCCAUCUUGCUGUGGAAAGUAUUCUUCUUAUGGCUUCUACUGA
Antechinus flavipes (yellow-footed antechinus) is the source of this 243-nucleotide messenger RNA. Its product is annotated as keratin-associated protein 20-2-like. The transcript has a single exon. The record is from RefSeq and is a predicted model, not a curated record. Bases 1 to 243 code for a protein of 80 amino acids. NCBI's taxonomy places the organism in Eukaryota, Metazoa, Chordata, Mammalia, Dasyuromorphia, Dasyuridae.